This is a messenger RNA of Mesocricetus auratus (golden hamster), 5890 nucleotides long. RefSeq names its product glypican 6 (gene Gpc6). Gene Ontology annotation, biological process: regulation of signal transduction; cell migration; regulation of protein localization to membrane. NCBI's taxonomy places the organism in Eukaryota, Metazoa, Chordata, Mammalia, Rodentia, Cricetidae. The record is from RefSeq and is a predicted model, not a curated record. The coding region runs from base 1 to 1698 and encodes 565 amino acids. Gene Ontology annotation, cellular component: cell surface; synapse; extracellular region. The transcript has 10 exons.
AUGCCUUCUUGGAUCCGAGCUCUGAUUCUCCCUCUCUCCGGGCUGCUCCUGUCCCUCCCGGCCGCGGCGGACGUGAAGGCUCGGAGCUGCAGCGAGGUCCGCCAGGCUUACGGUGCCAAGGGAUUCAGCCUAGCGGACAUCCCCUACCAGGAGAUCGCAGGGGAACACUUGCGCAUCUGUCCACAGGAGUAUACGUGCUGCACCACCGAGAUGGAAGACAAGUUAAGCCAGCAGAGCAAACUCGAGUUUGAAAACCUCGUGGAAGAGACGAGCCAUUUCGUGCGUACCACGUUCGUGUCAAGGCACAAGAAAUUUGAUGAGUUUUUCCGCGAGCUGCUGGAGAAUGCGGAGAAGUCCCUAAACGACAUGUUUGUCCGUACCUAUGGGAUGCUGUACAUGCAGAACUCGGAGGUGUUUCAGGACCUCUUCACUGAGCUGAAGCGAUACUACACAGGGGGGAACGUCAACCUGGAGGAGAUGCUCAACGACUUCUGGGCUCGGCUCCUGGAGCGCAUGUUCCAGCUGAUAAACCCCCAGUAUCACUUCAGCGAGGACUACCUGGAGUGUGUGAGCAAGUACACCGACCAGCUGAAGCCGUUCGGGGACGUGCCACGGAAGCUCAAGAUUCAGGUCACACGCGCUUUCAUCGCUGCUCGCACCUUCGUCCAGGGCCUGACGGUGGGCAGGGAAGUUGCCAACCGUGUUUCCAAGGUGAGCCCCACCCCUGGGUGCAUCCGGGCUCUUAUGAAGAUGCUGUACUGCCCAUACUGUCGCGGCUUGCCUACCGUGAGGCCCUGCAACAACUACUGCCUCAAUGUCAUGAAGGGUUGCCUAGCCAACCAGGCGGAUCUGGAUACUGAAUGGAACCUGUUCAUAGAUGCAAUGCUUUUGGUGGCGGAGCGACUGGAAGGGCCGUUCAACAUUGAGUCAGUCAUGGAUCCAAUAGAUGUCAAGAUCUCUGAGGCCAUUAUGAACAUGCAAGAAAACAGCAUGCAGGUGUCGGCAAAGGUUUUCCAAGGCUGUGGCCAGCCCAAACCUGCUCCAGCCCUCAGAUCUGCUCGCUCGGCUCCAGAAAACUUUAACACACGCUUCCGGCCCUACAACCCUGAGGAAAGACCCACAACAGCAGCGGGCACGAGCCUGGACCGGCUGAGGACUGUGUGGAGGACCAUGCAGCAUAGUGUCACAGACAUAAAAGAGAAGCUGAAGCUCUCUAAGAAGGUGUGGUCGGCCUUGCCCUACACCAUCUGCAAGGACGAAAGCGUGACUGCGGGCACAUCCAACGAGGAGGAGUGCUGGAACGGGCACAGCAAAGCCAGAUAUUUGCCGGAGAUCAUGAACGAUGGGCUGACCAACCAGAUCAACAAUCCUGAGGUAGAGGUGGACAUCACCCGGCCCGACACGUUCAUCAGACAGCAGAUCAUGGCCCUCCGGGUGAUGACCAACAAACUGAAGAAUGCCUACAAUGGCAACGAUGUCAACUUCCAAGACACAAGUGACGAAUCCAGCGGCUCAGGCAGUGGCAGCGGGUGCAUGGACGACGUGUGUCCCACAGAGUUCGAGUUUGUCACCACCGAGGCCCCUGCAGUGGACCCGGACCGGAGAGAAGAGGAGUCUUCGGGCGCGCAGGGCAGCUACUCCCUGCUCUCCUGGUCUCUGGUCUGCAUGGCCCUGGCCCUACAGAGACUCCACAGAUAAUCAUGGGCUUUGGUCAAGUGAAACUGCGUUUUAGCUCUUCGGUGGCCAACUUCCUUCCUUUUCCUACACUCUUGGACAAUGGACCAUACCACAAAAACUCACCGUUUUCUAUGACGAGAGAGCAGUCUUGCAACCUGCCUCCCUUUUUGUUUUCCCAAAGAGUACCGGGUGCCCAAGGAUCUGCCUCCUUACCUUCUGCUAUCCGUGGGGACCUUGUUUAUUCCAGAGAGAAUUCUUACUCAAACCUUUCGUACCAAGAGAUUUUUUCUUACCGUCAUUUGCUUUUAUGCUGCAAAAUUAAAGGAAUUUCAUGUUGUGAGGGUUUUUUUUUCCUCUAACACCCCACUUAAAAUAAAAGAUAGGAAGAAAAAUAAUUUUUCUUUUCAAAUCAGGCCAAACCCCAAGACAACUACUUUUCAACAAGGAAGCAAAUAAAGGAGAGAAAAUAAAGGAACUCUCACUUUACCAGGUUUGGCGAUGACAGCCAGCUCCUGGGGCGAGCUUUUCUGUGACAAGCCAAGUUUACAAAAUGCUUAUGAGGGGAAAGCGUAGCAUUAUUUAAUGUAGUAGAAAUGCGAUGAUGUUGUCUUGGAGGUAUUGUCUUGCAGUCUACCCAAACUGAUUUGGAAGUACUCAUAGUAAACUUAGGAUUCUGCCUUUAUAUGAGUGGUAAUGUUAUUGCAACUCGACGCCUCUCUUACCCUUGAUGACACAUUCUCUGAUGGCAGCAUCUCCUCAGUCUCCUAUUGUAUCCAAUUGGCAUCAGUUGUCUUUAGUCCUUUAUGGAUGCCCCUGGUCAAGUCUCCUUCAUCCUAGGUCUUGACUUGACUAAAAAUCAUCUUCAUUGGUACAGUCUCUACUUUCUCUACCAGUCUGGCGUGAAUUAGAUAUCUCAACCCCCUCUGCUCCUGACUUUCCUCCAAAUAAGAGUUCUCUUACUGACAUGGCAAUUAGCUCCACACAUGAGUUUUUGUUAUAGACUCUUUGAUUGUGUCAAUUGGUUUCAGCAUCACAAGGGCAAUUCUCUUACAAAAUAACUCACAACAACAACAACAACAAGAAAAACUCAAAACAAAAAAAAGAGAGAAAAACACUAUAUAUAUAGUAUUGACAUGGAGAUUUCUUUCACUUUUUUAGUCUUAGUAUGAUCAUCUAUUUUUAUAUCUAUAAAUAUAUAUAAAUCACAGAUUUUAACUUCUUAAUUCCAAGCUCAGGGUUGACACUCCUUUGUAACAAACCUGUUCUGUCAACCAGCUCUUCUUGUUUUGUGGGGCUCAGAGAAGGGGUUCCUCAAUGAUCUGUGAGCACCAAGAAUCAAGAAAGAGAACUUUGUAUGUAUCUAACUGUCCAUCUAUUGCAAGCUUGCCAGAGCACACCCUUUCCGUACAAGUUUGCAUUGUCCCCAGUGCUCUGAACUGUUCUGAGCUCAUGGGACGAGCCCUGGUGUGCAAGGCGUUACUGGCAAUGGACUGUGGAUUGCGUAAAGAAUGUUAUCCGUGAAAACCCAUUGUUCUUAUGUACAACAUCUGUGGCCUAGGACUCCUGCUGGGUACUAUAGUAGAUGACCUAAACUCAAGAGGCCAAUUUACUGCUACAUCCUGUCCUCCCCACAAAGCCAGGCCCAAUGCUUCCCCUGGCAGAGAGAAGCAAGGCAAAUCAAACUGGGGUUGUAUGAAGACAGUUGGCUAACCAUGUGGAUUUUUUUAUUAUUUUUUGUUUUGGAUUUUGGUUUUUAUGAUGCAUCUGGGAAAGGGAGAAGAAAUAUUUCAAGACACCACAGCAUGCCAACCACAUUGUAACUGAUUCAUUGACAGUAUUGACACCAUAAAUGGUUCUGUCUCUAUUCUCAUCAAAAUUAAAAUUAGUUAUCGAUUUAGUCAUCAUGUCUAAGUAGAACACAUGCACUAGUUUUAAGUAUAUUUGAGCACUUUUGAAAAAGAAAACUUAUUUACAAGCAUCUGUUGCUACUUUCUGCCUAACAAAAUAUCAAGUGUAGGAUUCUGAGAGACUUUGUAGCAUCUUUCACUUAAAUUUGUGUGAUGUUAACACUUAAUCAAAUCCAGAAUUGCAUCCUUUUGGAAAAUCGUCCACCUCACUGCCCCCUUCAGAUUCUAAUCACUAGUUACACAGACCAUAUCUCCAUGAAGGACCAGUCAUUUAUGUUACUCGGCUCAUGGCAUGUUCAGAAAUCGGUAUUGUUUUUCUUUUUCUCCAACAAUUACGGUACAAUACAAAUUAAACCAACUUUGAUUCUCUAAGAUAUUUGAGUAAUAAUUUGCGUCAUGGCUUUAAGCUCCAAUUUCCUUUUUUUUAAAAAAAAUAAUAUUUCUGCAGUAUCUUGUAUAACACAAAUCAAGUUUCUUAUUUUUACUGUGUUUUUGCCCCCCCCCAAAAGAAUGGUUUCUUUGCAUGCAUAUGACAACACAUUACGUGGAUGAAUGUGAACCCAUGUUCUGUGCACACUAAUCAAACAGAUAAUAUAGAAAUGCCUGCUUCCUUUGUUUCAACACCUGUAUUCUCAAGGGUAUUUUCAUUGACAAGAUAUAGAGAUGCAUAUGGGCCAGGCAGAGAGUUGAAAUGAGGAUCAUCCAAGGAAGUCAUACCAUUAGUCACCUUGCACGGACAUGGUCAAAAUAUUACUCGCUUCCGCUUCCUGGUCGUAGUCGUCUCCGCCAUACCGUUUUUAGACUAACUUCAUGUUAAGAUGUUUGGUUUCGGUUUGUUUCUUUCUGUUCCCUAAGCCCUUUCAUUGAAUUUCCCCUUUUCAGAACUGCAGAGUCCUCCUCCCCAAUUAAUCUUCUUAUUUCAGCAUUGGGGUAGGGGAUGUGCUCAUGUUGCGUUGUCAUUUGUGGCCUGUCCUCAUCUGUGAUGACGUCCCCUAAGUUCUUCGCAUCACGACUUGUGUUAUGAGUAGAGAGGAAUGGGGACCCCAAAAUUUGGACACUAGAAAUUGGUGGGUGGUGCUCAUAACUGAAAACACUUAGCUUAUUGAAGUGCCUCUAUUUACAUGUUCUUUAGUUAUAAUAUGUAUUUUUCUAACAGAAAUGCGCGUCUGUAAUUGAUGUUUAUUCUACUUUGUAUAUGUUACAACAAAGGCUAAAUGGAGGCUAAUGUCUUCAGCAGAGAAGAAUGGACUGUGCAUUUAUGAAUAUAUGGUCCUGGAUUGGCAGCCAUGAGACAGCCUCCUCUCACUGCAAUGAAGGCCAAGUUGGCGCUUUGAUUACAGCCUUCACAGACUGUAGCACUGGAAGUCCGACUCCCUUACCGUGGUUUGCCCCGGGGAGGAAGGUGACUUGAAUCACCUGCUUCAAUUGUAAGGGAUAGAAACUACUUUUGUCUACACUGAAAAAAACACUAUUCAUUGAUGAGAAGUAGCAAUUUUAAAAGAAACAUUCUUUAAGUCAAACGCAUUGAGAAUAUCAUUGGAUGCAGAGCCACGAGAUUUAGGUCACAUUCCCUGCUGCAGACAUUAGCCUUCCUUGAUUCUUCUUGACAUUACAUACAUAUUUUGGCUACGGACUAAGCACCAACUUAAAUCCUCAAGGAGGAAUAAAACUUGGUAAAAUUCUGGCUUGCAAUUCUAUUCUCGACUCUCUCUGCAAGGCUAGUUAUCAGGUAGUGUGACUUUAGGUUCCCAGUGUUAACGAAUGCAGGAUUCGACUUCUCCAAACACUUGCAGAUACUCAAACUCAUUUUAUUUGAUUUACAAUCAUUAGCAUAUUUAAAUUUAAAACAAUAUAGUCUUGCAACCAGAAGAGGAAAGCAGCCCAUAUCUUCUAAAUCCACAAUUUGUUCCUCCUUGGUAGAGAUAUCAGUCAGUGCUUAGUUUUAGGCCAACUUACACCAAUAGAUAACUGAUUUGUACGCAUUCUGGAGACUUGCUAUGUCAUGAUCUGCUACAGCCCAGAUUCAGUUUAGCAUGGACCACUUGGGACUUCACUGAGAGUGGAGUGGAUACUGGAGUCUUUGGCAUUGCCUUGUAAAGAGGGACUUCAUGAGCAGCACCUGAUGAAGGCACCACAGUGCGGUCUCUGUGCAUAUACAGAACACAUAUGCAGGAUAAAUGUGUGCACCAAUCAAACCUAAAAUUUUAUGUGACUGUCAGAUGACUAUUAUUUGGGUUAAGAUUUCUCAUUUCUGAUUUGGAUAGAAAAUUGCUAUUAAUCUUGUAUUAAAAUAGUUUUUAAAAAUC